Trichoplax adhaerens is the source of this 2890-nucleotide messenger RNA. RefSeq lists its product as uncharacterized. The transcript has 25 exons. Gene Ontology annotation, cellular component: vacuolar proton-transporting V-type ATPase, V0 domain; plasma membrane; vacuolar proton-transporting V-type ATPase complex. The record is from RefSeq and is a predicted model, not a curated record. Bases 1 to 2511 code for a protein of 836 amino acids. NCBI's taxonomy places the organism in Eukaryota, Metazoa, Placozoa, Uniplacotomia, Trichoplacea, Trichoplacidae. Gene Ontology annotation, biological process: vacuolar acidification; proton transmembrane transport. Gene Ontology annotation, molecular function: proton-transporting ATPase activity, rotational mechanism; ATPase binding.
AUGGGUAGCCUAUUCCGUUCAGAAGCAAUGACAUUAUGUCAGCUUUUCCUACAAUCUGAAGCAGCUUAUGCCUGUGUUAGCGAAUUGGGUGAAUUGGGUCUUGUCCAAUUUCGCGAUCUCAAUCCUGAUGUCAAUAUCUUUCAACGUAAAUUUGUCAAUGAAGUACGAAGAUGUGAAGAAAUGGAGAGAAAAUUACGUUUCGUAUACAAAGAAAUUGAGCGUGCAUCUAUUCCAAUGGUUGACACCGGGGAUAUUCCUGAUGCUCCACCACCACGCGAAAUGAUCGACUUAGAAUCAACAUUCGAACAACUGGAAAAUGAAAUGAAAGAAAUCAAUUCCAAUCAGGAAGCACUUAACAAGAAUUUCCUUGAAUUGACUGAAUUAAAGUUCAUCUUGCGAAAGACGCAAACAUUUUUCGACGAGGUCGAAAAUAAUCAGAUCACUGCUGAUCAGCCCAAUAAUGAUGACCAGCAAGCUUUACUAGCUGAAGAAGGUAAAACUAUUCAAGCCGCCAAAAGACUCUCAUUCGUGACAGGUGUAAUCCAACGAGAGUCCUUACCAGGCUUUGAACGCCUGUUAUGGCGAGCUUGCCGCGGUAAUGUCUUUUUAAGAACUGCUGAAAUUGAAACACCUCUUGAAGAUCCCCGCACUGGUGAUUCUAUCAUCAAAUGCGUCUUCAUCAUUUUCUUCCAAGGUGAACAAUUAAGACUGCGAAUCAAGAAAAUCUGUGAAGGUUUCAAGGCAACUUUAUAUCCUUGUCCAGAAAAUGCUGCUGAAAGGCGUGAAAUGGCUAUUGGUGUUAUGACAAGGAUUGAAGAUUUACAAGUGGUCUUGAAUCAAACUAAAGAACAUCGUAAUACCGUGUUAGGAGCUGCGGCAAAGAAUAUUAAUCCAUGGAUCAUUAAAGUGAAGAAGAUCAAGGGAAUCUAUCAUGCAUUGAACAUGUUUAACUUGGAUGUUACUCAUAAGUGUUUGAUCGCUGAAUGCUGGUGUGCAGUUGACGACUUGGAUCGUAUACAUCAAGCACUUAAGAGAGGAUCAGAAAAGAGUGGCUCGACUGUACCAUCCAUCUUAAAUCGCAUGGAAACCAAAGAAAGUCCUCCAACAUAUAAUAUUACCAAUAAAUUUACUAAUGGUUUCCAAAAUAUCGUCGAUGCCUACGGUGUUGCAGAUUACCAGGAAGUUAAUCCAGCUCCAUUUGCAAUUGUUACUUUCCCUUUCCUUUUCGGUGUCAUGUUCGGUGAUAGUGGUCAUGGAACAUUAAUGUUCUUGUUUGGCCUGUAUCUUGUUUUGAAAGAAAAAUCUAUCGCUAAAAUUAAAGGUGGUGAGAUGGUAGAUACAGUCUUUGGUGGUCGUUACAUUAUUUUACUUAUGGGAAUUUGUGCCAUCUACACUGGUACAAUUUAUAACGAUUGGUUCUCUCGUUCGUUGAAUAUUUUCGGUAGUCAAUGGUACUUUUCCAAUGUGACUUUGAGCGAUGAGUUUGUUCGAACUCAUUCCGAUAUUCAAUUGAACCCUAAGACUGCUUUCCAUAAUCAAACACCUUACCCAGUGGGCUUAGAUCCGAUCUGGCAGUUAGCAGUUAAUAAACUGACCUUUACCAACUCCUUCAAGAUGAAAAUGUCAGUUAUUCUUGGCAUAUUCCAAAUGUCCUUUGGUGUUGUCCUGAGUCUGUUGAACCACCUGUACUUUAAAAGAACUGUUAACAUCUACUGCGAAUUCAUUCCUGAGGUUAUUUUCUUGGGAUGUAUCUUUGGUUAUAUGAUUGGAUUAAUUUUCUUCAAGUGGUUAGCAUUUACCUGCUAUAGCGAAUUCCAACCAAGUAUUUUGUUAGCUAUGAUCGACAUGUUUUUGAAUUUUGGUGCAACAAUUCCUAAAGAUUCACUACUGUAUGCAGGACAGGGAGUUCUGCAACCCAUUUUAGUCGCAUUGGCAGUUGUUGCUGUCCCAUGGAUGUUACUUGUUAAGCCAUUGUAUUUACGACGAGAACAUCAAAAAGCCAUGGCGGCUAAGGGUAGCACUGUUCGUUACGACACCACAUCAGAGACAGCUCCAAUUGUAAAAUCAGAAGAGCCACCUGAAGGAGUUGAGCAUAAUGAGCAAAAAGAAGAGCCUGAAGAAGAAGAAGAAUUCGACUUUGGAGAAAUUUUCGUGCAUCAAGCUAUUCAUACUAUUGAAUAUUGUCUUGGUUGUAUUUCAAACACUGCUUCAUACCUACGUUUAUGGGCUUUAAGUUUAGCUCACGCAGAAUUAUCGGAAGUACUUUGGGUUAUGGUAUUAAAGAUUGGCUUUUCAACAAAUGGCUAUGCCGGUUUUGUUGUAACUUGGUUCAUGUUUGGUGGUUGGGCAGCUCUAACCAUAGCAAUAUUGUUAAUCAUGGAAGGCCUUUCCGCUUUCUUGCAUGCACUUCGUUUGCAUUGGGUUGAAUUCCAAAAUAAGUUUUACGAUGGCCAAGGAAUGCCAUUCCAACCCUUUUCCUUCGUAAGAAUCAUGAAGGCCGAAGAGGAAUAAACUUGAAUUUAGUCAAGCAUGCAAUUUCUGGCAGCAUAGAGUUAAUAGCAUCAAAACUGCGUAGUCAUUAACUGUGAUGCUAGUGAAAUAGUCGUAUUUUAAUUUAUUUUAAAAGGCCAUACGUAAAUGAGUCAGUAGUGAGUUUACUUAGCUAGCUUAAAGAUAUAAUGUGACUCAGCAGGCUAUAGCUAUGAUUGCUGGAUCAAAGAUAUCGAUGUUUGAUUUCGUUAUAAGCUCUAAUAUUUGACGAAUGAAUGCUAUCAAUUAAAAAUACUCGUAAUUGCAAUAAAGCUUAGCAGUAUUGACAAUCGCAAUUUCAUAUGGUAUAUCACUCAAGUGUUGUUCAGAAAUUUCUUAAGGUUCUCUUUUAGAAUAAAAU